Nylanderia fulva is the source of this 2118-nucleotide messenger RNA. RefSeq lists its product as uncharacterized. The record is from RefSeq and is a predicted model, not a curated record. NCBI's taxonomy places the organism in Eukaryota, Metazoa, Arthropoda, Insecta, Hymenoptera, Formicidae. Gene Ontology annotation, cellular component: plasma membrane. Gene Ontology annotation, molecular function: protein binding.
UUAUUGCUCAAACCAGUUACUGCCUCUAAUAAAUAUAUGGGCUAUGCAUAUAUAAGAAAUGAAUAUUAAAAACGCGAUUAAUAAAUAGAAACGUGAGAGAUAACAUUUUAUAAAAGCAACAAAACUUUUAUCAAUUGCUUUCAGGAAACAUUGCGAUGCUGCUUUUCGUCGCAUGUCUGCUGCCUCUAGUGGCGAGCGCGCUACUUGAUUCACAAACGAUCAUCAAGACACCAACUUUAAUUCUGGAUGUCCAUAACGGUAUCCAAACGGACGUCCGAUUUGUCGGAUGCUCAAAUAUAAAUCAUACGGUAGUAGACCUAUCAAAUUCUUCUCUUCGCGGAUUGGAAACCGCUUUCAAUAAUGUGCUGGAUGUGGAGUUGCUUAUUUUGGCCAACAAUUCGUUAACUUCUCUGCCGGAGUUUGUCUUUUCCAAUCUAUCGAGUUUAAGGACUCUGUCGCUGUCGGGAAAUCAAUUAUCAGAGAUCAAUAAUUUAUUUGUCGGUCUGAAGAAUCUGCAAUUACUGGAUAUCUCCCGUAAUCCUAUUGAAAGUUUAUGGCAAGGAGAACUAUUUGGUCUCACCAAAUCCGUCAAGAUUCUCACCAACGAAAAUAAGUUUCGGAUGAUUAGCACAGGCAUGUUUGCUAAACCCGUCAAAUUCCUGAACUAGUAUCGGCAACUGACAUUAAAACAAGAGGAGAAUUUCGGGGAGAUUAGUGAAGAGAAAGUGAAAAGAAAAAAAGAAGUCUGCGUGGAGGAGCGCAAUGUAGAUAGACUAUUCGUAAAUUCUCAAGAGAUUGUUAUAAAUCAUAACAACAACACUCAAAUAAAAAUCUGCAAAUUGGAUGGCAUUGUGACAACAUUGGCGAUCAUUGAGAAAGAUGAAAAGCUCGUUGAAGGAUGCGUUCAAGUGUUUGCCAACGCAAUCGAGAUGGAUAUUAGAAAGCAAAACAUCAAAGGUUUUCAAGAGAAUUGGUAUCAAUUGCUGGAUUCUUAUAUUUUAUUGGAUUUGUCGAGCAACAAUAUCACCGAGAUUGCGAUAGAGACGUUGAACAGUUUGGCCAAUCUAUGGACCGUGAAACUUCUGGGCAACAAGAUCCGUAGAAUCCGUAGCCAAGUGAUCGAAAACUAUUACCUGAAAACCAUUAACCUUAACAACAAUCUGAUCGACGAAAUUGAAGAGAAUGCGUUUGCAAGGACGAGAUUAUGGGAUUUAUAUCUGGGAAGUAAUCAGUUGAAAAGUUUAAACUUCGUCUCCAGUCUACCGGACACCCUAAUGCAUUUUGACGUGAGUCGAAAUUACAUAGCGUCUAUUCCUAACAGUGUUUUUUCCAAGUUCGAUAAUCUGAUCGGAUUAAAUCUCGAAUACAACGAAAUUAAAAUAUUACAGACAGAUGUCUUUCUAGGUUUAAAAGCUUUGUUUAACUUGAAUUUGAGGGGCAAUAAUAUAAUGACCAUCGAGGCUUCCGCUUUUAGAGGUCUGAGGGUUCUUCAAAUGAUCAAUCUGCAGUGCAAUUCUUUACACGAACUGCCGAUAAACACCUUCGCCGAAAUGAGGGUCGUGUGGAAGCUGGAUCUCAGUAAUAACAACAUCGCGAAAGCCAUGUUCAACGAACUUCCGUUCGUGAACUCAUUGCUCCUCGAUUAUAAUGAUAUUGAAGUUCUCGAGGAAGGCAAUUUUGUUCAAGUCCCGAAAGGCACUUUGUCAUUGACUGGAAACAGAAUCACAAAAAUAAAACGCGGCGCUUUUAAUCUACCCACACUUACGCAUCUGUAUUUGGAUAAAAAUCUCUUGACGACCAUUGAAGGCGAUAGCUACGAAGGUUUGAGUCAGUUAGAGCACCUCUCUCUCUCCGAAAAUAAAAUAUCAGAUAUUCGCAAGGGCGCUUGCAUAAAUCUGGGCAGUCUUGAUCUGUUGGACAUAUCUAAAAAUCCAUUUGAAAAGUUGAAAAACGGCUCUCUUCACGGCCUCGACACUGACUACCGUACUAGAAUAUAUAUUCGCGCAAAUAAUUUGAAAGAGAUACAAGGCGGAGUUUUUGAUGAUCUUUAAUAAAAUUUAUAUCAUUUUUUAAACCGUAAGUCUCUAACACGUUUUAUUAAACAUUCUAACAAAUAGA